GAGGGGAGGGGGUUCCUAUUGAACCCCGAUUGCGCAGACUCUGCUACUCUUGCUGCUCGCCCAGGAGUACAAUUGUAAAAAGUUCAACACAACCACCAUGGUUAUAAAAGUAUUUUUGGCGACGUCCUCAGGCUCCACAGCGAUCAAAAAGAAGCAGCAAGAUGUCGUGGGGUUCUUAGAAGCCAACGGGAUUGAUCAUGAGCAGUUAGAUAUUGCCUGUAAUGAAGACAACAGAAUGUGGAUGAGAGAAAAUGUUCCUGGGGAGAAGAAGCCAACAAAUGGGAUCCCGUUGCCUCCUCAGAUCUUUAAUGAUCAGAGUUAUUGUGGGGACUAUGAGACAUUCUUUGAUGCAAAGGAACAAAACCAGGUUUUUGCAUUUCUAGGCCUUGCUCCUCCUCCUGGAUCAAAGGAAGCCCAACUUGCUGAAAAGGCUCAUAUUCUUCAGAAUGGGAAUGUCCCACUUGAAGAGCACAAAUCUACAGAUCUUAACCACGAGGAAGAGGAGAUUGCAGACAAGGAGGAAGAUGAGUUAUUAGCUAUAGAGGAUGAAGAUGAGCAGCCUGCCACCGAGGGUGAAACAGAUCUACACGUUUCUGAGGAUGAAGAAGAAGAAGAACUAAAUAUUGAGGAUGAUGAAGAAGCUCUGGAGGAUGAAGAAGAACCCAUUACAGAGGAUGAAGAUGAGACAGAGGAGGAUUCAUAAUUUCACAUUUUGGAAUUACAACUCCAUGCUUUUAUUGAAGAAAGCAGCAACCCAGUGACAACCUUAACAUACUUAAUGUGCACCAGCAGCUCAAACUCCUGAUUGAUUGCUCAAAUGAAUUUCUCAGAGACACAGAUGGAGAAGACAAACCUCAACUACUGCAGUAAAACAUUUCUGUUCUGGCCCACCUACCAAAAGAGACUUAUUGUGUGUAGCCCAUCAAG
Molecule: messenger RNA, 927 nt
Organism: Polypterus senegalus (gray bichir)
Lineage: Eukaryota; Metazoa; Chordata; Cladistia; Polypteriformes; Polypteridae
Gene: sh3bgr
Product: SH3 domain binding glutamate-rich protein
Exons: 13
Coding region: 98-703 (201 amino acids)
Cellular component (GO): cytoplasm
Source: RefSeq, a predicted model, not a curated record